AGCAAUCAGUAUCUUCUCUUUCCGUUUCUCCUUUCCCUCUGCGCCUCUCUUUCUAUCUCUAUCUCUCUCUCGCCCGCGGUAAAAAUCGUAAAUUUGCAGACAAUUAGAUCCCCAACACCGUGGCAUUUCCGUAAUUAACUCCAAAAACCAUGACGCAAUAUCUACACCAUCGGACAAGUAAGACUCUCUCUCUCUCUCUCACUGCGAUGACACUGAAGCUCAUCAGUAAUUGAUUCCCAACUGAAUCAAAAACGCCAACUUAGGCCCUCUCUCGCUAUCUACUUCUCUUUGUUUGUCCGUACACCACUCACCUGUAAAACCGCCGCCUCCCGCCGCGGUUUCAAUUUCAUUUCCAGAUACGACGUCGGCGCCAAGCGAGACGAGUUUAUCUAAGCCACAGAUACAAUCCAAUACACUAGACGGCCUUGAACUAACCGUCAGCGGUUAAACGACGCCGGACUGCCAUCGCCUGAGUAGUUUACAUAUUCCCAAAUGCGUCGCCGGACUUUCGGGAGCUGAGACGAUGGGCUGCGUUUUGGGCACGGAGGCCGCCGGAGAUCGCCGAAGAUCCGUCGGAGCUGGGCACCGUCGCCGGAGUAUCGAGGCGCCCUCCGGAGUGGAGGCUGUCAGGGAUGAUAGGAAGGAGGCGGUAGCAAGGCAGAGGGAGAAUCACACCGGCGACUUUCCGGCGAUCGAGCGCCGGAAACCUUUCCCGGCGAACCAGCAGGGUUGGCCUUCGUGGCUCUUGGCCGUCGCCGGCGACGCGAUCCAGGGUUGGACCCCUCGUCGCGCCAACACUUUUGAGAAGCUCGCUAAGAUUGGGCAAGGGACUUAUAGCAAUGUAUAUAAAGCAAGAGACUUGGUUACUGGGAAAAUUGUGGCUUUAAAGAAGGUUAGGUUUGAUAAUUUGGAGCCAGAGAGUGUGAAAUUCAUGGCCAGAGAGAUCAAUGUGCUGAGAAAGCUUGACCAUCCCAAUGUUAUUAAACUUGAAGGUUUGGUCACUUCAAGAAUGUCUUGCAGCCUCUACUUGGUUUUCGAGUACAUGGAGCACGAUCUCUCUGGCCUUGCCGCUUCCUCGGGGGUCAAGUUCACUGAGCCUCAGGUCAAGUGCUAUAUGAAACAGCUGCUAUCUGGGCUUGAGCAUUGCCACAACCAUGGUGUCUUGCACCGUGAUAUCAAGGGAUCCAAUCUGUUAAUUGACAAUGAAGGCAUUUUAAAAAUAGCUGAUUUUGGACUGGCUACAUUUUUUGAUCCUGAGCAGAAGCAACACAUGACUAGUCGAGUUGUCACUCUCUGGUACCGCCCACCUGAACUUCUUCUUGGGGCCACUUUCUACGGAGUUGGUGUUGACCUUUGGAGUGCUGGCUGCAUUUUGGCAGAGUUACUCUCUGGGAAGCCUAUUAUGCCAGGACGGACAGAGGUUGAGCAACUGCACAAGAUAUUUAAGUUAUGUGGCUCCCCAUCUGAGGAAUAUUGGAAAAAAUAUAAAUUGCCAAAUGCAACACUUUUUAAGCCACAGCAGCCAUAUAAGCGUUGUGUAGCAGAAGCAUUCAAGGAUUUCCCAGCUUCUUCACUACCUUUGAUCGAAUCUCUUCUAUCAGUAGAUUCUGACGGACGAGGCACUGCCACCACUGCUCUCAAUAGCGAAUUCUUCACUACGGAGCCUUUUGCUUGUGAGCCAUCAAGUUUACCAAAAUAUCCUCCCACCAAAGAAAUGGAUGUAAAGUUACGAGAUGAAGAAGCUAGAAGGCAAAGAGGUCUAAGUGGGAAACCUAAUGCUGCUGAAGGUCCCAGAAGAGUUAAAGCUCGUGAACGAGUCGGUCGGGCAAUUCCAGCUCCAGAAGCUAAUGCAGAGAUUCCAGGAAACUUAGAUAGGUGGAGAGUGAUGACACAAGCAAAUGCCAAGAGCAAGAGUGAGAAAUUCCCACCCCCACAUCAGGAUGGAGCUGUUGGAUACCCACAAGAUACAUCACAUAAAGGCCCAGUAUCAUUUGUCACAACAACUGAUGCUUCAUUUGGAUCAGUGAUCUUUAACACAAAAUCUUCUACAUCUGCUAAAAGCACGGGAGCCAUUGGGGGGCCUUCGAGGAGGAGGAAAACCAAUAGAGACGACCCCCGCAUAGCUCCAUCUCGGAAGUUGAUCCAGGCAUUCAAGCCUUCCUCAAUAGGGCUCUCGAUGAAUUUAUUAUUUAACGGUAAAUAACCGAUUUCUGAGCGUUUUUUGAAAGGUGAAGGUAGAGAGAGAAUCAUUUAAUGUCAAUCAUCUUUUUUGGUCCCUUGAAUUAGGGUUUUCUCUGUCAAGCUUAGCUUGGUUUUUGAAUGCAAGUUUUUUUGUUUUCUCCAUUGUUCACCGUUCCCCCAUUUGUUGUAAUUAACCCUUAUAAGUGUUUCGUUGUAGAAUCUACACAACAGGAACCCCAAAAGGACUCACCGGUAUAUUCAGUGAAAUCGAGUCCCACUUAUGCUGUACAGUAUUUCAAACCAAGUGCUUAAUUUCUUUAUGACUACUACAUAUAGGUACUCAAGUUGUUAAGAACAGUUAUUUUUGUACCCGAUGUCCUAA
Molecule: messenger RNA, 2563 nt
Organism: Prunus mume (Japanese apricot)
Lineage: Eukaryota; Viridiplantae; Streptophyta; Magnoliopsida; Rosales; Rosaceae
Product: Protein kinase superfamily protein
Biological process (GO): protein phosphorylation; positive regulation of transcription elongation by RNA polymerase II
Cellular component (GO): cyclin-dependent protein kinase holoenzyme complex; nucleus
Molecular function (GO): RNA polymerase II CTD heptapeptide repeat kinase activity; ATP binding
Source: RefSeq, a predicted model, not a curated record